CGUUUUUCUUUUUUCUGCCUUCUGAAAUCUGAUUAUCUCUUCUGGUAUUUAUUGGCCUUUUUUUAGUUUUAUGUCCAAGUGCUGUCCUCUGAAGUGGUCAUUUCUUUUACAGAUCUUGCAUGAAUGGCAGACCUGGCCUAACUUCCAAUUGUUGUGUAUCUCCUCCUUCUAAUCUGAUGGGGUUUUCUUCAGAAAGUGGAGUAGUGCUCAUCCUCCUCUGUUUUUAACAUCCGAUGUAUAGUGCAUGUGCAGGCAGGGGGUUGCUUUGUCAUGGAGAACUCUGAUGAUAAAAAAGAUGAGGCCAUUGAGAGUUAUAUACCCAAGGAAUUGGGUUAUUCUUUAGCAUCUAAUGGUACAAAAUUUGUAGAUGAAGUUCUUAAUGGUCAAAAUGAACAUUGUCUGGAGAAUUUUCGCAUGGAUAAACAUGUAUUUUAUAAGCUGUGUGACAUUUUACAAGCCAGAGGCCUACUACGUCAUACAAAUCGAAUCAAGAUUGAGGAGCAAUUAGCAAUAUUCAUGUUCAUAGUAGGCCAUAAUCUAAGAACUCGAGCUGUUCAAGAGCUUUUCAGGUAUUCAGGGGAAACCAUUAGUCGCCAUUUCAACAAUGUGCUGAAUGCAAUUAUAGCUAUUUCACUAGAUUUCUUUCAGCCUCCAGGAAGUGAUGUUCCACCAGAAAUUCGGGAAGAUCCUCGAUUUUAUCCUUAUUUUAGGGAUUGCGUGGGAGCAGUUGAUGGCAUACACUUUCCAGUGAUGGUGGGUGUGGAUGAGCAAGGACCUUUCCGUAAUAAAAAUGGUUUCCUUUCACAAAAUGUUCUGGCAGCAUGCUCAUUUGAUAUGAAGUUCCAUUAUGUUCUAGCUGGUUGGGAAGGAUCAGCAGCAGAUUUGCGAGUUCUAAAUUCAGCUCUCACAAGGCGGAACAAGCUCCAAGUUCCCGAAGGCAAAUAUUACCUAGUGGACACCAAGUAUGCAAGUAUCCCAGGCUUCAUUGCUCCAUAUCCUGGUAUUCCCUAUGGCUCAUUUGAAUUUGGUGGUGGUUUCCAUCCUCAAGAUGCAAAAGAGCUAUUUAAUCAUCGGCACUCAUUGUUGCAUAAUGCUACUGAUCGUACUUUUGGGGCAUUAAAGGCACGUUUCCCUAUUUUGAUGUCGGCUCCUCCUUACCCAUUACCUACACAGGUAAAGUUGGUUGUGGCGGCAUGUGCGAUACACAAUUACAUCCGUAGGGAAAAGCCAGAUGAUUGGAUUUUCAAGAUGAAUGAACAGGAAGCUGGACUUCCCUUUGAAGAUUCAAUGCCACCACCUUUAGAAGCCGAGCAGCCACUCAUGCAUGAUGAAACUCAAGUUUUGGACAUUCCUUUUGAAACACAAGAAGUCGAACACUCUUCACAGUUGCGGGAUGCAGUUGCAUCUGAGAUAUGGAAUAGUUAUAUCCGUGACGUCUCAACUAUUUAGUUUGUUGAUUAAAGAUAUAGUCAGAGUAGUUCUGGAAUCUGUAAAAUGACACAAUUUUGGACUCUCUACUUGGCAUAUUGGAUAUAUCAGUGAUUGCCAAAAAAAUUAUCAGAUGUUUGCUUAGUCAUGGCUGUGAUAAAAGUGUCAAUGUUAGAUAGC
Ilex paraguariensis (yerba mate) is the source of this 1608-nucleotide messenger RNA. The record is from the annotation of a GenBank genome assembly. Lineage: Eukaryota; Viridiplantae; Streptophyta; Magnoliopsida; Aquifoliales; Aquifoliaceae.